AUGUCGAGGCUUAUGGAACCACUUUCGGUAGGCAGAGUUAUAGGAGAAGUUGUUGACAAUUUCAUUCCAAGUGUGAAGUUGAAUGUUACUUACAAUUCCAAUAAACAAGUCUCUAAUGGCCAUGAGCUCAUGCCUGCUGUCAUUACUGCUAAACCUCGCGUCGAGAUUGGCGGAGAAGACAUGAGGGCUGCUUAUACACUUGUCAUGACUGAUCCUGAUGCUCCAAGCCCAAGUGAUGCAUACUUGAGGGAACAUCUUCACUGGAUAGUUACAGAUAUCCCGGGUACCACUGAUGCUUCUUUUGGAAGAGAAAUCGUGAGCUACGAGACUCCAAAGCCUGCCAUCGGGAUCCACCGAUACGUGUUCAUUCUGUUCAAGCAAAGAGCAAGACAUUCUGUGAGACCACCUGCUUCAAGGGACCACUUCAACACAAGAAGUUUUGCAGAAGAGAACGGCUUAGGUUUACCAGUGGCUGCAGUGUAUUUCAAUGCACAAAGGGAGACUGCUUGCAGGAAAAGAUGA
Molecule: messenger RNA, 522 nt
Organism: Fraxinus pennsylvanica
Lineage: Eukaryota; Viridiplantae; Streptophyta; Magnoliopsida; Lamiales; Oleaceae
Source: the annotation of a GenBank genome assembly